Hypoxylon trugodes is the source of this 511-nucleotide messenger RNA. RefSeq lists its product as uncharacterized. The transcript is spliced from 3 exons. The record is from RefSeq and is a predicted model, not a curated record. Lineage: Eukaryota; Fungi; Ascomycota; Sordariomycetes; Xylariales; Hypoxylaceae. Bases 89 to 484 code for a protein of 131 amino acids.
AAAUGUGACGUAUAAGUAUGCUUGUUUGCUCGACUCGGGUUGAAGAGUCUACCAGUGGUAGCUCGCUGUGAAAAGAAAGCUUGGAACAAUGGGAUCGAUCUUCAGUAAAAGCAAGGACUCGCCCACGGGCCCCGUCGCCAUGAGCCAUUACGCCAAAGCACAAACCGUUAAGCCUCCACUAAUUGCAAACGACAACGCUUUUCUAGGAGACGUAGCUUCAUCCGAGACAAUCGACCCAGAAAAGCCGAUAUCAGCUGGGUUCUACCGCUUGGAGAAAGGAACCCCUCUUGUGUACGAGUAUACAUACCACGAGAUGAAGGUAAUUGUGGAGGGGAGUUUCGACAUUAGUGACGAAGCAGGCAAUAAGGUGCAUGCUGUCCCUGGUGAUGUCUUUUACUUUCCCAAAGGGAGUAAGAUUACAUUUACGACGGAUGACUAUGGGCUUGGCUUUUACUGUGGGCAACGUAAAAGGGAUACGGCGUAAUUGUGUAUCUUUAGGGAGACAUUAUGG